Cheilinus undulatus (humphead wrasse) is the source of this 2167-nucleotide messenger RNA. It is a transcript of the gene slc2a10, whose product is annotated as solute carrier family 2 member 10. Gene Ontology annotation, molecular function: transmembrane transporter activity. The transcript has 8 exons. Lineage: Eukaryota; Metazoa; Chordata; Actinopteri; Labriformes; Labridae. The coding region runs from base 372 to 1967 and encodes 531 amino acids. Gene Ontology annotation, biological process: transmembrane transport. Gene Ontology annotation, cellular component: membrane. The record is from RefSeq and is a predicted model, not a curated record.
AUGGAUGCUUUAGUUACCAAGGGUUAUUUGGAAAGUCUCCCUCUGUUCAGCUGCAUGCAUCAGAGUUCCUGAAAAGAAAACACUAAAGUGCUACAUUGAAGUAUAGGCACACCACGCCUGCAGUCCUGGCAAUUAAUCCAACAACAGCCGCAGAGCAGGAAGUUCUCGCUGCCUCGAGCCUUACAGGAAUGUCUCUCCAGUUUUCUGCGGUUGUGACAGCAGAGAUAUGACGGCUAUGAGGAAAGUUGACGGGCUUUGCGUGUGAACUCCUUCUAAGGAAACUACCGGCUCAUAACAGCGGAAAGGAUGUCAUCUUUGAAAUUAAGACAUGAAGAGUCUGACUGAAAUGUGCACAUAGCAGGAAAGAAGCCAUGGGCAGGGUCAUCCUCCUGUUGGCCAGUUCUGUGUCCACUUUGGGCGGCCUGGUCUUUGGAUAUGAGUUGGGCAUCAUCUCUGGUGCUUUGCUGCAGCUGAAAACAGAGUUUGUUCUGUCAUGUGUCCAACAGGAGGCCCUGGUCAGCUCCUUGCUGAUCGGAGCUCUGCUGGCCUCCAUUGUGGGUGGCUGGUGGAUCGACCACCAUGGCCGCAGGAAGUCCAUCAUCCUCAGCAACAUCCUGAUCCUGAGUGGCAGCCUGGUCCUGACCAUCAGGUCCUACCCUGCACUGGUGGUGGGGAGGAUCACAGUGGGCUUCGCUAUGUGUAUAUCCUCCAUGUCCUGCUGUAUAUUUGUGUCCGAGAUGGUUACCGCCAACCGCAGGGGCUUCCUGGUAACUCUGUAUGAAGCUGGAGUCACAGUGGGAAUCCUGGCAGCUUACGCCAUAAACUACAUGCUUUCUGGCUUCCCCAGAGGGUGGAAGUUGAUGUUUGGAUUAGCUGUGGUUCCAACUUUUAUUCAGCUGAUCUGUGUUUGGUUUCUUCCAUCCAGCACUCAGGAAGCAUCAAGACGAAGUGAGCGCUCUCAGAUGGAAAGGAACCUCAUCGAAAUCCAAGAAUCUGAAGACUCAAAAGUCACUGAAAACAAGAAAGUUGAGUACAGCAGUUGGUACCUUCUCCAGCGUAGAGACAACAUGAGGACUCGAACCAUCAUUGGUCUUGGUUUGGUGCUCUUUCAGCAGUUCACAGGCCAGCCCAACGUCCUCUUCUAUGCCUCCACUAUCUUCCACUCUGUGGGGUUCCAGAGCGAUGCCUCGGCAGUGCUGGCCUCUGUGGGGUUGGGGUUAGUCAAAGUGAUUGCCACUCUGAUUUCUAUGGUGUUCUCGGACAGGGUGGGCAGGAGACCUCUGCUCAUCAGUGGAUGCUCCGUUAUGGCACUGAGCAUGAUAAUCAUCGGACUCCUGAGCGGACAGUCAUCAAUGAAUACUGAGAUGUCUCCUGAAGACUUCAAUGUCAACACAACAGAUCAUCUGACUGUUUUUAAUCAGUCAGUCACACCUUUUCAUGAGAACCACAUCCCCCUUUAUAACAAAACUCAGAAUGAGUAUGAACCACUUGAUAAAAUUGGACAGGAACCAACAAACAAUCCUCUGACAGCUUUAAAAAUCGUCCAAAACCAAGCAGUGAACUGGAUCAUUCUCCUUUGUAUGAUGGCUGUCGUCAGUGCCUACUCCGUUGGAUUUGGACCAAUGACGUGGCUUCUCCUGAGUGAAAUAUUUCCUGCUGCGAUCAGAGGGAGAGCCUUCGCUUUCACCAACUGCUUCAACUGGGCCGCCAACCUGCUGGUCUCUUUCACCUUCUUGAAUUUUAUUGAUGUGAUCGGCCUGUCAGGGAUGUUUUUCUCGUAUGGGAUCAUCGCUGUCAUAGCUGCAGUCUUCUUCCACUUCAUGCUUCCAGAGACCAAAGGAAAGACUCUGGAGGAGAUAGACAAAGAGCUGCGUUCAAACAGGUUUUACCACAAUGAGUGCUGUGGCAUAAGAAACACCUCUGCAAAGUACCAGCGAGUGCAGUGUCAAGACAGCACUUCAGGUUGAUUUGAAAACACUGGCAGUCAUUUCUGAACGAGUGUUUUGCCCACCUGGAUGAAUGAAUGUAAAGAGGAGUCGAUCUCUGCAGUCCUGCUGACAUCAAAUCAAAGAUGUCUGAAGGAAACUUAAAUUGCACUUAAUGUUAAAAUAGGUAUAUGUGAUUUAUUUUUGUGCAACACACCAAUAAAAUGAUUUCUAUGUGGUCA